Molecule: messenger RNA, 1237 nt
Organism: Sinocyclocheilus rhinocerous
Lineage: Eukaryota; Metazoa; Chordata; Actinopteri; Cypriniformes; Cyprinidae
Gene: badb
Product: BCL2 associated agonist of cell death b
Exons: 4
Coding region: 143-601 (152 amino acids)
Biological process (GO): apoptotic process
Cellular component (GO): mitochondrion
Source: RefSeq, a predicted model, not a curated record
GGAGGUGAUUUGCUGUUGCGCUUCUACUCCCCACAUCACGGGUGCGUGUCAGGACCGCAGCAGGAAUCCAAAACACAGACCCAUAUCACCCGGAAGACUGUAAGCAGGACGCCGACAGACUCCAAAAUCGGGAGGUUUAAUCAUGGCACAAAUGUUCAGUAUCUCUGACAAUGAGUCAGAGACCGAGACAUCAGAAGACUGUGAGGAAUCAGGCCAGGUGAAAAAUAACAGUGGAUCACCACAGAGAAAGCAGCAUCUCGCUGUGCCUGAUAGGCUGAAAGGAGAACAACUAGGGAGACACCGGAAUCUUUCCAUGAAUGAUGAGGACCUGCUGGAGACCGGGGCAGCAGAUGAAGGCGAUUUGGUUGGAGGUGAUCCUUUCAGGCCUAGAUCUCGCUCGGCUCCUCCUGCUUUGUGGGCAGCUAAGAAAUAUGGCCAACAGCUAAGGAGAAUGAGUGAUGAGUUUGACAUCCUCCUUGAUAAAGGGAUGAAGAGGGUGAAGAGCGCAGGAACAACACGUCAGAUGCGGCAGUCCCCCAGCUGGUUGGCCUUCCUUUGGAGUCACAAAGAGUCUGAUGCUGAGUCGCGCCCCGCAGAGUGACUGACAGUGAAUGAAUGAUGGAAGAAGAGAGAAAAGAGGACUACUGUACAUAACAAUUGGCGGCAGAAGAAAAGGAUGCACUGCUGUGAAGAGAUGGAAUAAUUCCAUCGACUGGUUUUAAACCCUUUUCAUGAACUGCACUGGGACCCUUGACUGUGGAAAAGCAUUAUCGGUUUCUCACUGGCAUGUGCUAGCCCACAAAAAUGACAAAACCGGAGAAUCUCCCAUUUUCCUUGAGCUCUGGGAAUAUUACGCAGUAAAUCUCAUGAAUGUGAGAAAGCUGGAUAUCAGCUUGUUCAAAUCAUAGACUUUGAAGGUAUUUUAUUAUACAUUACCUGAAUAAAAUCGGUUUUUACUGUAAAGGGACUUUGGUCACUUUGAAGAAUCCUUUUGCUUUAUUACCAUCUCAUAAAAAUCUACAGGAAGUUUCUACAACUAAUAAGCACAAAAGCUUAAAAACAAGAAUGGGUCUAAAUACCCAAGAGAGCAGGGGACACAAUCAAACAUUACUGUUAUUACUUGAACAUAACAGAUUUUCAAUGCCUUGUAACUUUUCUAUUAAUUAAAAACAACAUUUUAUUGUGAUGUUAUUGUUUGUAACCAAUAUAGCCUACUAAGAAUGAAUAAAUCACUUUC